AUGAUUCGCUUCUUCGCAGACAUACAAUUCAGGAGGGAAGAAGAAAGGGAUCAGCAGCUACCCUUCCUCGAUGUACUCAUCAUGCGAAAUUCCGACGGCAAAAUCGAAACAACGGUCUACAGGAAGGCGACCAACACAACACAGCUUCUCAAUUUCCACAGCAACCAUCCGGUGGCUCCCAAAAGAAUCUGCGUAAAAACACUCUUCAAGAGAACCCAGGCACGUGAGGCCCGACAUCUCCGCGCCCAUUUUAUGCGGAAUGGCUAUCUGAAGGCUUUCAUAAGCGGAUGCCUACGUGCUCGCCUCCGAGGACCCAACCAGGACCAACCCGUGCGAUAUGGCAUGCGCUGCCAUACAUCAAGCAUGUAUCGGAAGCGACCGAACGCAUUGCUGCGUGACUAG
Molecule: messenger RNA, 402 nt
Organism: Dibothriocephalus latus
Lineage: Eukaryota; Metazoa; Platyhelminthes; Cestoda; Diphyllobothriidea; Diphyllobothriidae
Source: the annotation of a GenBank genome assembly